CCCGGGUCCACAUCGAGCUUAGCCACACACGGGCGCUCGCGCGAGCUGGGCAAAACUGCAGGCACCGCUCUUGAGCCCUGUGGACGGGCGAGUCAAAGAACCGUAGGUUGCAGCAGCGGUGUGUGGUGCGAACGGACCAUCGCGUGCGCGCUACGUACGGAGCCACCGGCUUGGUCAUCUUCCGGACGUGUGUGUUUCGGGAGCCUACCACCUCAAAGCCGCGCGUGAAAUGCCUCUUGCUUGGACAGUGCGCCUCCAGUAACGGCGCCCGACGUCCGCCCGGCAGAUCUCAUCGCACUAACGCUUUCUCACUCGAAAGUUUCGUGUCGAAACGGCAAGCUCGUGGCCGCGCCACGUUGACUGCCCGAAUGAUUCGGCAACCAUCUGCAGAGCUCCUGUCCAACCACAAACGGUGGCCCACAAAAUACAUGCCCAUAAAAUAUAUGUCGACGAAGGGCAAGAAAACUUGCAUUGCCAGGCUUGACACUACUGAGUCGUGGUUCCUGAGCUCAGAUACACAGCUCAAGUCGCUGUCACCACACUCCACGAGCUGA
Messenger RNA from Phytophthora nicotianae INRA-310, 554 nucleotides. RefSeq lists its product as hypothetical. The record is from RefSeq and is a predicted model, not a curated record. Lineage: Eukaryota; Oomycota; Peronosporomycetes; Peronosporales; Peronosporaceae. The coding region runs from base 369 to 554 and encodes 61 amino acids. The transcript has a single exon.